AUGGCGACGACAACGAUUGAGCUCGAGCCCGUGCAGGUCCAUGGCUCCCACGACCUCUCUGCCAACCCAUCAAAGCCAUCUUCACCCCGUCUUGCCCCAACCGAACAUCGAACCCAGGCAAUUGGCGAGGAGGAACCUCAAGGCCUCAGUCGUGGGACGAAACUCAAGUUGCUGGCGGCCGGCGUUUCUUUCUUCGUCUCAGGUACCAACGAUGGAAGCAUUGGUGCCCUAGUACCAUACUUCAUCCGCGACUACGAGCUCAGCACAGCCGUCGCCUCUAUCGUUUACGGCGCCAACUUCCUCGGAUGGCUCUUCGCGGCCUUCACAAACACGUACUUGACCCAACGGUUCGGCCUAGGGGGUCUUCUCGUUUUUGGCGCAGCUCUCCAGGUCGUGGCCCAUGCCCUGCGUUCCUGGAAACCUCCGUUCCCCUUCUUUUGCAUCACAUUCGCCGUCGUCUGCCUCGGACAGGCCUAUCAGGAUACCGGCUGCAACACAUACGUGGCCGGCGCGAAGGGUGCCCAUCGAUGGCUUGCCUUCAUCCACGCCAUGUACAUGGCCGGCUGCUUUGUCGCCCCCUUUAUAGCCACCGCCGUUGCCUCUGCCGGCACGACGUCGUACUGGUAUCUCUACUAUACCUUUCCGCUGGCUCUUGGCGUAGGAAACCUGGCACUCACAUGCUAUGCCUUCCGGGACACGAUACACUUCCGAGGCAGACCUCGCUCGGGUGCGAACAACAUGCCAAACGCCGAGGCUGGAAGCACAAGCGAGCCUACAAAGGGAGCAGCUCAGCUGGUCAAGGAGACACUCUCCAACAAGUCCGUCUGGGUCAUCAGUGCCUUCUUCUUCUUCUACAUUGGCGGCGUCCUGACGGCUGUCGGCUGGAUCGUCGAGUUCCUGGUGGAGGUCCGUGAUGGCAACCUGGCCCACAUGGGUUACGUCCCCGCUGGCUUUAGCGGCGGUGGUCUGCUCGGCCGGAUUCUGCUCGCAGAGCCAACAUUCAGGCUUGGAGAGCGCAGGAUGGUGUUCAUCUACUGCGUCCUGGCUCUUGGGUUCCAGCUGGUGUUUUGGCUGGUGCCGCACAUUGUUGCUGCUUCGGUGGCUGUCAGUUUGGUUGGUUUCUUUACAGGACCAUUGUUUGCGACCGGCAUUUCCAUCGGGUCGAAGCUCUUCCCCUACGAAAUCCAGUCAACGGCCCUCUCCUUCAUCUUCCUCUUUGCACAGAUGGGCGGUGCGUUCUUUCCCAUCAUCACAGGUGCAUUGGCUUUACGGUACAGCGUUGGUGUUCUGCAGCCCAUGCUGGUUGCUCUCUUCGCGUGCAUGACGAUUUCUUGGGUCUUGAUCCCCAGAGUGAAGCAGAGCAGCAAUACUGGUCUUCAUCACGAAUAA
Messenger RNA from Verticillium dahliae VdLs.17, 1389 nucleotides. RefSeq lists its product as uncharacterized. Gene Ontology annotation, molecular function: transmembrane transporter activity. The coding region runs from base 1 to 1389 and encodes 462 amino acids. The transcript is spliced from 4 exons. The record is from RefSeq and is a predicted model, not a curated record. Gene Ontology annotation, cellular component: membrane. NCBI's taxonomy places the organism in Eukaryota, Fungi, Ascomycota, Sordariomycetes, Glomerellales, Plectosphaerellaceae. Gene Ontology annotation, biological process: transmembrane transport.